Arabidopsis thaliana (thale cress) is the source of this 5705-nucleotide messenger RNA. Its product is annotated as Phox (PX) domain-containing protein. The record is from RefSeq and is marked reviewed. Gene Ontology annotation, molecular function: phosphatidylinositol binding. Bases 3265 to 5532 code for a protein of 755 amino acids. The transcript is spliced from 10 exons. Gene Ontology annotation, cellular component: cytosol; endosome membrane. Gene Ontology annotation, biological process: protein transport. Lineage: Eukaryota; Viridiplantae; Streptophyta; Magnoliopsida; Brassicales; Brassicaceae.
UGUGAGAAUUGUCUCUAUUCAACAGUAAAUCUAUACAAGAUCUUUACAUAUCCAUAUGAAAGACUCUUAGAAAAGAGGUUUGUUCAAAUCCACAUUUGUUUUUUUUUUCAACCACAACCAACAAAAUGGUGAUGGAAUCCAAUGAAUUGCUGACUGUAUAUCCAGUCAGAACAAAAUAAUACUGGAUUUCCCUGGAUGUUUCUCUUCUGUAUCGCCCAACAUCUGCAUGUUGACUCUUGUUCAAGUCCCAGACCCAACUCAGCUACAUAACUGUGUGGAUCAUAUGAAGCAUGUUGGGGCUGUUCUCAAUGUUUAGGCUUGGCUCUGAGUUCCAGAAGCUUUUUUGGUUAUUGAAGAGACAUCUCAGGCUCCUGCAGAGGAUCAGAACUUAAUUGCUUAGAACCGAUCAGAGAGGGCGACUGCUGCAGGUGAUGCUCAGUUUGUACAUGUGAGUGUCAAGCACAUUUCCAAAACAAGGCCACUUCGCGAAACCAGUUUAUGCUUUCUAUGGGGUUGGUCCGCAAGGUGGUUACCUGACUGUGCUCUUCCAGUUCUUUGUUCCUGGGUGUCCCGACAAUCGGACAAAUCUGUUAGCCACACUGUAGGCAUCCCUUACUAUAUAACUGAACCAUGAGCUGUAUCUUAUCCACUGCAUUAGCAACAACUUUUACUUUGACAAUCUAUGGUUCUGUUCACAUCUCACGGUUCUCUAUAAUCGUGAACUGUGUACCUUUAGCUUCAGAAGCAAUAACCUCAAGAGUCACAGCUAAAUUCUUUACGAAAAAUUAUCUUACCCAGCCUCGAACAAUAAUUCGGAAGUAUCAGGCAAGUAUGCUGCAAAUGUCGACUCUUGGGCUAAUUCUUCUAGUUUCAUGUAAAUCUCUUCAGAUUGAAGAUGUGAUUUGUCUCCAGCAACAAAUUCAUGAGCAAAACCGUUUACCUCAAUUAAACUAAAGCCUGGUGUCUUCUUAAUUGCAACGUCCACGAUCUUUCUUCUCACUUCUCGCAAAUCCUUCCAUCUUUUGCAACCUGCAUAUAUAUUGCAUAACAAAGCAUAAACAGCCCCAUUAUCAGGUUCUAACUCAAGGAUUUUCUUAGCCGCCAAUUCAGCCAUUGGUUCAUCAUUAUGAAGUCUAGAAGCCCCAAGUAGAGCUCCCCACACAAUCGAGUUUGGAUUCAUUGGCAUUUUCCUUAGUAUCUCAUAUGCUUCCUUAACUAGCCCAGCUCGACCAAGCAUGUCAACCAUACAUCCGUAAUGUACUAAACUUGGCUCAAUUCUAUGGUCGCUUCUCAUCUUGGCAAAAAAUUUCCUUGCUUGGUCUACCAUACCACUAUGGUUACAAGCAGAGAGGACGCCAAGGUAAGUAAUGUCAUCUGGUUGUAUUGACAUGUCUUGCAUUUGAAAGAAAACUUUAAUGGCCUCUUGACCUUGUCCAUUGUUGGCAAGACCAACAACCAUGGCUGUCCAUGUGAAUUUGUCUCUCUGAUCCAUGUCAUGGAAAACCUUCUGUGCUUUCUCAGAACACCCACAUUUGAAAUACAUAUCGAUCAAAGCAUUCCCCACAACAACAUCGUUCUUGAUCUUGUUUUUGUCUAUGUAUGUCUUAAUCCAUUCACCUAUCUCCAAGGAACCCAGAUGAGCACAAGCUGUGAGAACACUAACCAUGGUGAAUUCAUCGGGUAUCAUACCUGCACUUUGCAUCUCUCGGAAUAUUUCCAGAGAUUCAUUGAAGCAACCAGCUCGUAGGUAACCGUCAAUCAUAAUAGUCCACGAAAUUCUGUCUCUCACUGGCAUCUGAUCAAAAUAUGUCCUUGCCAACUUCAGAUUCCCUCUCUCAACAUACCCUUUCACGAUAGAUGUCCAAGAAAUCACAUCCCUAGCUUUCAUACUCCUGAAAAUCCUCACCGCUAUAUCCAUUUCCCCGCACGCAGCAUAUGCAUUGACCAGAGCAUUUUCCAAUCUCAAACUGGGUUCAGUCUUACACUCACUAACAUACUCAUGAACCCUUUUACAGAGAUCCUUAUCUUUCACCUUAGAACAAGCCGAGAGAACAAGAAGUAAGGUAACAGAAGUUGGAGAAACCAAGUUCCUCUCCAUCUCCACUAAAAGCUCAAUGCUUUCUUCAUACUCUUUCAUCCUGUUGUACCCAGAGAUCAUCAAGUUCCACGAGAACACAUCCUCUUUGCAUCUCCUGUCGAAAACCCCACGAGCCAUAUCCAUUAGUCCACAUAAAGAGUACAUUUUCACAAGAGCAUUCUGCACAUAAAGAUUAGAACCUAAUCCAAAUUUCACAACAUGGCAAUGCAGCUUCUUACCACAAGCCAAAGCUCCUCCAUCACGCUUAAGACCGUUCAACAAGAAAGGAAACGUGUGGCUAUCCGGAGUCACACCUUCCUUCAACAUAUUCAAAUACAAUCUAACUCCUUCACCAUCACAAUCCACCUUUGACCAACCUUUGAUCAUAUUGUUCCACACAACCACGUCUGGUUCAGGUAUUUUCACAAACAGCUUGUAUGCAUAACUCACAUGGCCACCUAAACGACUACACCAGAAGACAAAGAGCUUCUUUUGGAAUGUUGGGUUUGGUGCUACACCUCUCGUAAUGCUUUGUGAAUGUAAUUGCUUGAAUUGGUCCGUCGUUUUGCAAACUCCAAGGAUAGAGAUGAAACGAGAGUAAUCAUUGGAUAUAGAUUCUGUGAUCGUUGACAUGAGCAGUGCCUUGAAGAUCGAUAGUUCAGAGUUAAAAGGAGAUUUUAGUGGGUUUCGCAGAAUCAUCUCCAAAAACACAUAAAAAUCUACAAUAAUCAAAAGCGAGCUCGGACAGUGACGGGAGGACUCGGCCGUUAUGUUUAUUGUUCUGUCGUCUCCUCAUAAUCGGUCGAACCGAACCGGGUCGCAUUACCGGAUGUUCAACAACCAAGUCACUCAACCGGAACCAAAAAAAAAAAAGAGCUCAGACGGCACUUGCUAUCGUCACAGUUGGUCAGGACGACUGUGACGGCUUCCGUCACAUAAUUUGUUCUAUCUUCACCGCUCUUAAAGUCGAUCGAACUCGUGUCGCACAAAUUGAUUAAUACGCAAACCACUAGACGAGAGCGACUUGUUGUGAAAUUACUACUUAUCAAAUUACAUAAACUAAACUGAGAAAGCAAAACGGAGCGUUUUGACUCGGUUGCUCCAAGAACACAGAGAGAGCAAAUUUUGUUUGUUUGAUAGAGAGAGAUCGAGAAAGGAGAAGAAGGAAUCAAGAGAGUAGAAAGGAAAUGAAUCUAUACGCGCACGAUCUUUCUCUUCUCGAUUUCAAUUACAACGUCUCCGGUCCCUUCGGCGAGCCACUAUCUCACCGCUUCCUCUCUCCUGGCCCUUUCUUCCAAGGCGAAGAAGACGAUUACCGCCGUAAUACGAGCUACAGUCACGACGGAGCUAAUGGACGAGAACCGGACACAGAUUCAAGAGCAUCUCCGCCGCAUCGCCACGACGGGAGGUCUCCGUUACCUCUGGGAAUGGAUUGGAGUUCUCCUCCUCGUCAUUUGGAAGGAAGGGACACGGUUUGGCCACAUGAUCAUCGAACUGGUUGGAGUUACUGUGUCACUGUCCCUUCUUGGGUUGACCUUCCCAAGUCAAGCGUUUCAGAUCCUGCCGUGUUUUAUAGAGUGCAAGUAGCGAUACAAUCUCCUGAGGGAAUCACUUCUGCUAGGCUGGUACUUAGGAGGUUCAAUGAUUUCUUGGAGUUAUAUUCGUCUAUUAAAAAGGAGUUUGUGAAGAAAAGCUUACCCCAGGCACCACCAAAGAAGAUUCUGAGGAUGAGAAACCAGACACUUUUGGAAGAGAGGAGGUGCUCUCUGGAAGAUUGGAUGAAUAGACUUUUGUCAGAUAUUGAUAUAUCCAGAAGCGCUCUUAUAGCUACAUUUCUUGAGCUUGAAGCUGCUGUCAGGUCUUAUUUUAAUGAUGAAUAUCAAGAAACUGAAGAUACCUCUGGGGACAUUCCGUCACUUCUACCUACCACCAUCUCUGAUGUCCCUGGUAGUUCAUCAGUUACCAUAGAUCAUGACAAUGAUUCUGCUGAUGAGACAUCUAAUGCCUCAACAAUGAAGCAUGACGAAGCUAAUCUCAAAAAUCUUUUCUCAAGGAAUUCAACUGCUGUAGAUAAUGUGACUGAUUGGCAUGAGUUGAUCACAGAAUAUGGACUUCUAGAUCAAAGUUCUUUUCAGGAAAAAGUUGAACGUCUUUCUAGUACUAAUGGAGAUGCAGCAACUGGUACCGUAACCAGAGGGGGCAUUUCUAGUGGAGUUGGAAUUCAGAGGUUGGAUGGAAGUGAUAGAAAGUUUCAAGAACUGACCAUUGAAAGCAUUAAAAAAACUCAUGUAAGCGAUUUUGAGGCGUCAACUGCUGUGGAACCUGAUUUAGUUAACCAAGGCGCUAUGGAUAUUCAUGGUGAAGCCCAUGGAAACAUGUAUGGUGCAGUAGGUGGAGAUACUGAGACUCAGAAGGAUCUUGCUAUUGUAUUUCAGUCUGAGGAGCGACAUAAAUUAAAGAGGGUUAUUGAUACAUUAAAGCAGAGACUGGAAACAGCAAAAGCUGACACGGAAGAUCUUAUCUCAAGGCUGAAUCAGGAGUUAGCCGUUCGACAAUUUCUGUCAACAAAGGUAAGAGAUUUAGAGGUUGAACUUGAAACAACUCGAGAGAGCUGCAAGCAAGGCAUGGAGAAAACAGUCCUAGAUGAAAAGGAAAGAUUUACUCAAAUUCAGUGGGAUAUGGAGGAACUCCGCAAGCAAUGCAUGGAAAUGGAAUCGUUUUUAAACUCUAUAAAGGACGAGAAAACACAUAUUGAGACUGCAAAUGAGUCACUUGUUCAAGAAAAUCAGAUGUUGCUGCAGCAGAUCAAUGAUAUAAGAGAAAAUUUUGAGAAUUUUCAUAAAGAACACGAAGAGCUGGAAGUGAAAGCGAAAGCAGAGCUGAAAGUCCUCGUUAAAGAGGUCAAGUCUCUCCGAACCACUCAAUCAGAUUUGAGACAAGAGCUUAGCGGCAUAAUGAAAGAAAAACUGGAGAUGGAGAGAAUUGUUCAACGGGAGAAGGAUAGAGAAGAAACUGCAAAAAACGCAGACAAGAAGUUGCUGCAUGAGUGUGAUGUUCUACAAAACCGGCUUCAAGAAUGCAAUGUCAAGUUCGACAUUGAAGAGGAGGGUAAAUUAAUAAUGGACUCAUCAUCUCUAUCCGAAGCCAUCGAGCUACUAGCAACAUCCGAUAACCGAAUAGGUCUUCUAAUUGCUGAGACGCAGCUUCUCUCAGAGGAAGUGGAAAAGCUGAAGCUAACAUCAGGAGGGCAUCGUGGAACAGACGAUCUAGUAAGGAAGAUGCUGACAGAGGUUCUGAUUGAUAAUGCCAGAUUAAGGAAGCAGGUUAACUCUGUUCUUCGUUGCUCUUUGUCCGGACAUGGAAUAUCAGUCAGAGAAGCCGGAACAGAAGUAGAUGACGAAGAAGGAAGUAUUGAUCUAGCAAGAACUGUUAUGAGCAAGAUCCUUGAGAAAUGAUUUGAUCAGGUUUUUCGUGAAACUAAGCUAAUCUCAAAUGGUUUUAUCUUUCUGAAAAUACUGUUAAGUAUAAAUUUGCAAGAGUUUAUAUGUAAGUACUGUGACUAUUGUCUUGUAUGGAUGCGAUCUUACUCUCUUGAAUGGAAUGAAUAUAUUGAUUUGCAUGUUUGGCA